Messenger RNA from Cydia fagiglandana, 1796 nucleotides. Its product is annotated as calcium/calmodulin-dependent protein kinase kinase 2. The record is from RefSeq and is a predicted model, not a curated record. The transcript is spliced from 12 exons. Gene Ontology annotation, biological process: protein phosphorylation; positive regulation of protein kinase activity; intracellular signal transduction. Gene Ontology annotation, cellular component: cytoplasm. The coding region runs from base 122 to 1675 and encodes 517 amino acids. Gene Ontology annotation, molecular function: calmodulin binding; ATP binding; calcium/calmodulin-dependent protein kinase activity. NCBI's taxonomy places the organism in Eukaryota, Metazoa, Arthropoda, Insecta, Lepidoptera, Tortricidae.
AUAUAAACAAAAACACAUCGUUUUAACGGCAUUUUUUGAAAUUCGAAUGUGAUUGGAAUUCUCAAAGACUUGUGUGGUAUGGACGCGAGUUUGUGAGUGUGUGACGUGUAAUGUGUAACGGAUGGCAGAGGAUGUCAACGGUGGUGGUGCGGUGGGCGUGUUGCCGGCUGCCAAGAUGCGCCGCGCGAGGGCGCCGCGCCUCGGCGAUAUACCCAGACAUUCGGCGUUGGAUGUCGGCGUCGGCGGCGACGCACGGGACUCUAAACUAUGGCAGAACGCAGACGAAAACAGACUAUCAACAUUCCCGGCUAGCGGCGACCGCCAGAACCUGCUCCGGUCUCACGCGGCAAAAAGCGCAGAGUGCGGGGCGGGGGGGUCUCCGCGCGUGCGGCGCGCUCCAAGGGAGUCUCGCAGGGUUUCCCUUGCACAGGCUCCGGGAUAUGUCCAGCUCAAUCAGUACCGCCUGCUGGAGCCCAUUGGACAGGGUUCGUACGGGAUCGUGAAGUUGGCUUAUAGCGAGGAGGACGACACACACUACGCGAUGAAAAUCCUCUCAAAACGCAAGCUGAUGCGGCGCGCGGGCCUCUUCGGGCGCGCGCCGCCACGCCGGCCCGGUCCCGGUCCGCCGCCGGACCCGCUGCAACGAGUGUACAGAGAAAUAGCGACGCUUAAGAAGUUGGACCAUCCUAAUGUUGUGAAAUUGGUUGAGGUGUUAGAUGACCCUGAGGAAGACCAGCUGUACCUGGUGUUCCAGCUGCUGGAGGGGGGACCAGUCAUCGACAUACCAACCGACAACCCGCUCAGCGAGGAGCUGGCGAGGAAGUACUUCCGAGAUGCUCUACUAGGGAUCGAGUACUUACACUACCAACGCAUCGCCCACCGUGACAUUAAGCCAGCUAACCUCCUUCUUGGCGACGGUCGGGUGCAAGUGGCGGAUCUUGGUGCCUGCGGGGAACUAGCUGAUGCAGGGCUUGCCGGUGGCGUGGGGACUCCGGCCUUUAGGGCUCCUGAGGCGGCUGCACCAGCUGAUCGGUAUAACGGGGAGGCGGCAGACAUCUGGUCGCUAGGCGUGACCCUCUACGCCAUGGUGACCGGCCGCGUGCCCUGGACCGGCUCGUGUGCCGAGAUAGCUCAGCGCGCGCUCACUGAACCAUUGAAGUUUCCAUCACGACCGACGAUUUCUGCGCCGCUGAAGGGGUUGCUAUUACGUAUGCUUGACAAGGACCCGGCGAGAAGAGCUACGAUGCAUGAAAUUAAGGAACACGGCUGGGUGACAAACAACGGAGCUGAUCCUCUACCCUCAGAGCAGGAGAACUGUCGCCUGGUGGAAGUGACAGACGAGGACAUGGCACGAGUCGUCACCUCCAUCCCCAAUCUGUCCACCCUCAUCCUCAUCAAGACCAUGCUCAAGAAGCACAGCUUCCAGAAUCCGUUUCUUCGAAGUCGGGAAGGCAGUACAUCUCGCCGCGAGUCCUCGGAAACCAUCAAGGAGGCCGAGAAGCCGAAAAGGGGAGGCCUGGCGCGCUCGGGGCGGUCGCUGUCGGCCCCUGGGAACUAUCUUAUGGACAGCCGACAAACAUCAUUCGACAUCGCCCUAGAGUCAGUCCAAGAGUCCCGCGACCAGCCCCAGGACAACGAGACCAAGGACGCGGAAAACAAAAUGGCCGCGCGGUGAUACGACAAGAUGGCGGCACCGCCCGCCCCCUGCGUCCGCGCGCCCGCGCAGCGCGUUAAGCAUUAAUGCGUCUUAUUCACUAGGGGAUAAAGUUUAAUAUCACAAGUCAAGGCACUGACGC